AUGCCGUCGCUGUUCACUUCCAAUGAAAAGGCACUCAUAAAGUCUGUCCUUUCAACUGCGGAAUGCAAGAUUAUUACCGUCACACCUGCUCGCAUUUACGUCGCUCAUCCUACACCCGAUCGCUGGCAGUAUGCUGGCGUCGAGGGCGCGCUUGCAUUUGUGCGCGAUGCAAAAGGCUUGUUUUUCUUCAAAGCGGUGGAUCUCAGGAAAAAUGGAAAAGUAGCGUGGGACCAUGAGCUGUAUCAAGACUUUUAUUUCUACGAGGACAAGCCGUUUUUUCACACUUUCGCUGGCGAUGAAUGUAUGAUUGGUAUCUGCUAUGCAGACGAGGUAGGCGCAGCACAACUGUACAAAAAGGUGAACAACCGCGCGAAAUACGCAAAAUCUUCUGGAUCUUCUGGGUUUGGCUUCUCCAGAAUGUUCAGUGGGAUGCGCUCAAAAGACAAACGUGCUGCACAGCCUGCACAGCCUGCACAAGAAGAGCCACAGUGGAAUCGACUCGUAGGCCAGCUUGGAGAUAUGGGCAUCUCCGACACGGAUAUCCAGAAAAAUGAGGCAUUCAUCCGGGAUUUCCUCGGUUCACAGGCAAAUGAUGCAGCGCCUGGCUCGCAAGCAGCGCAGAACUCUGUCCAGGCACCUACUACAGAAGUGUUAUCUUCACUACGUAGCAUGCCGCCUCCGCCAGCGACAAGAGCAAGUUUCGCCCCGGCAGCGGCACUUGCAGCUGCGCCCGCCGCACCGCCAGUCCCCCAACGCAGUCCCAUGCUCGGUGCACCUCCGCCUCCAAGACGGCCCAACGUGCCUAUGCCUCCGCCUGGAAGAUUUGCUGCAAGUGCGACGCCAGCAGGGGCGCGCGCGCCACCGCCUGUGCCCACGCGCACAACGUCUUUUAAAGCACCACCUAUACCACCGCCUCCGCCAUCUUCCAGGCAGGGCGACAUUGCACCGCCUGCACCGCCUGCACCGCCUGUUGUGGCACGACCAGCAGCGAGUGCACCGGUGCCUCCUCCGCCGCCAGCGCCAGUGCCUGGCAUGGCGCCGCCGCCUCCUGCGCCUCCUGCACCUGGCAUGGCGCCACAGCCGCUCACUCCCCCACCGCCGGCACAAGCACCUGACACCUCCGGAGCACAGCCUGGACGAAACGCGCUGCUUGCGAGCAUUCAAGGAAGGAGCGUCAAAGACUUGAAAAAGACAGAUCCAAGUGCAACGCCACAGGGAGCGCCGCCUGCGGCGCCGCCUGCUGGUGGCCAAGGCGAUUUGGCCGGUGCACUUGCUUCAGCGCUGAACCAACGCAAAGGCAACAUGGGCGGCUCUGACGACGAGGAGAGCGAUGAAGAUUGGUAG
This is a messenger RNA of Malassezia vespertilionis, 1344 nucleotides long. RefSeq lists its product as uncharacterized. NCBI's taxonomy places the organism in Eukaryota, Fungi, Basidiomycota, Malasseziomycetes, Malasseziales, Malasseziaceae. The transcript is spliced from 4 exons. Bases 1 to 1344 code for a protein of 447 amino acids. Gene Ontology annotation, molecular function: actin binding. The record is from RefSeq and is a predicted model, not a curated record.